This is a messenger RNA of Dioscorea cayenensis subsp. rotundata (Guinea yam), 1934 nucleotides long. Its product is annotated as pentatricopeptide repeat-containing protein At5g48910-like. Lineage: Eukaryota; Viridiplantae; Streptophyta; Magnoliopsida; Dioscoreales; Dioscoreaceae. Gene Ontology annotation, molecular function: protein binding; RNA binding; zinc ion binding. Gene Ontology annotation, biological process: RNA modification. The record is from RefSeq and is a predicted model, not a curated record.
ACCCCGCCAAAAUGCUCCCGGUUUCAAACUCACUUGUUCAGCUUCAGGCUUCUCCAUUCCCUCCGUCUCCAUGGCCUCGUUCAAUCCUCCCAUCCUUGAAAACCUGCAAAACCAUGAAGGAUUUGCAGCAAUUCCACGCCAAAUCGAUCAAAACAGGCCUAAUUCGAGACACUCUCGUCGGCGCAGAGAUCCUCCGCUUCGUCGCCCUCUCCCACGAUCGUGAUCUCCGCUACGCCCGCUUGGUAUUCGAUGAAAUGCGUGAACCAAAUGUCUUCUCUUGGAACACCCUCAUCCGUGCCUUCUCUGAGAGUGAGUUUGAACCACUGCAGGCGCUAUCCUUGUUUCUCCAAAUGCUCAACGAUGACUCCGUUCAGCCUAAUAGGUACACUCUUCCUUCCGUGCUGAAGUCUUGCGCUCGGAGUGGUGGCCUUGAAGAAGGGAAGCAAAUCCACGGUUUUGUUGCAAAGAUUGGUUUGCAAACGGAUGACUUUGUUCUCAGUAAUCUUGUUAGGAUGUAUGCUAUGUGUGGGCGCAUGGAAGAUGCUUGCUUUUUAGUUAAAUCGAGCUCAGCAUCCUCAGAGGCCGUGGCUAGCGUUGUUCUUCACAAUGUUUUGAUUGAGGGUUUCUUUGGAGUUGGGAUGGCUGCUCAUGCUCGGAGGAUAUUUGAUGAAAUGCCUCAAAGGAGUGUGAUUUCAUGGAAUACUAUGAUAUCGAAGUAUGCACAGAUUGGUUUAUUUCAGGAAUCAGUGGAUGUCUUCCAGAAAAUGCUGGUAGAAGGUGUGAUGCCAAAUUACGUAACUUUAGUUAGCGUACUUCCAGCGAUUGCUCGGCUCGGUGUGCUUGAUUUGGGUGAAUGGGUUCAUCUGUAUGCAGAGGAGAAUGAAAUACUAGUAGAUGAUGUUCUUGGAUCGGCCUUAGUUGAUAUGUACUCCAAAUGUGGGAAUAUUGAUAAGGCACUUGAGCUUUUCAAAGGUCUGCCCAAAAGCAAUCCAAUCACUUGGAGUGCUUUGAUUGGAGGCCUAGCAUUGCAUGGCCGGGCCAAAGAGGCUAUUGAUUAUUUCUCCAUGAUGGAACAUGCUGGAUUAACCCCUAAUUCUUUGGUUUUCAUUGCUUUAUUGAAUGCAUGUUGUGUUGCUGGAAUGGUGGAUCUUGGUUGGGCUUAUUUUGAAUGCAUGACGACAGUUUAUGGUUUGAAUCCUGAUAUUGAGCAUUAUACUUGCAUGGUUGAUAUGCUAGGUCGUGCAGGAUUUGUAGAGCAGGCAGAGAAGAUUGUGAAGAGUUUGCCCAUGAAACCGGAUGAUACAAUCUUUAAAGCAUUGCUUGCAGCAUGCCAGAGCCAUGGUGAUGUUGAGAUGGGAAUACGAGUGGCAAAGAGUCUCAUAAAGCUUGCUCCUUGCGAUGGAGCAAGCUACAUGCUUUUGUCAAACAUGUAUGCUUCUUUAGGUGAUUCAGAGGCAGUUGCACAAGUAAGACAAUUGAUGAAAGAGUUAGACAUUCCGAAUGACCCUGGCUGCAGUUGGGUCACAGUAGAUGGAGCAAUCCAUGAAUUUCUAAAUUUUGAAGAUGAUCAACAUCCAAGAACCUCCGAGAUUAAUGCUAUGCUGGAGGAGAUUACUGCCAAGUUACAUGCAGCAGGAUAUGACCCAGAUUCUUCACAAGUGUUGCUUGACAUUGACGAGGAAGAGAAAGAGAGCUUUCUCAGGUAUCACAGUGAGAAGAAAGCCAUUGCCCUCGGCUUGAUUAGCACGAGUCCAGGGACAACUCUGCAUGUUAUGAAGAGUCUGCGUGUGUGUUCAGAUUGCCACUCUUCAAUAAAGCUUAUUUCCCAGAUCUAUAGUCGCAGGAUAGUAGUGAGAGAUAAGAAACGCUUCCACUAUUUUGAAAAUGGCAUUUGCUCUUGCAAUGACUACUGGUGAAAAUUGAGCAAAGAUAUG